GGGGUUCGAUAUCGCUUCUCUCUUUAUAUAAGACUCUAGUCACUACCGCCAACUACCAACUAUCGCUUAGCCAUGCGCCUAGCGAUGUUUGUUGCAAAUUUGAAUGAUAUGCAAAAUAUUUAUUUUAGAAGAAAGAAAGCAAUUGAUUUAUUUGUUUGAUUUUUGCUUAUUACUGUUCCAUUUUUGAUACUCUCCAAGGCAGAUAAAAAUGUUGGUUACAAAGAAAUUUCGAAGUCCUAUUAAACUUUCGUCAAGUAAUCCUGCCGAUGUGUAUUCUCAUGAUUUACAAUUGUAUCAGAAUGUUCCUUUCGGAGAGAUAACAUUAGAUGAACUGCAAGAAAUCAGUGAAACGCGGCUCAAAGUUCUCUCUUUGGUAGAACAUAUUCAUUUACAAAAAUUGACAAUGUCAGUAUCACAACGCAAAGCUAUCCUGGUUGAAAUGUUAUGCAAAGAAGGAUUAGACGAAUUUGCAAGGUUGAUUGAUAGUCCAGGAUGCAGAUCGCACACUGAUAUGGAUAUACAUAAUAGAAGAAAAGAUCAUAUAUCUCACUUUAUAUUAAGAUCUGUAGUUGCCUUUGACUCGCUUAAAAAGCGCUGGUUCUUUAAGCAAGAAUCACGACUGUUUAAGUGGAGGUUCUCCUCAUUGGAUGAUGAAGGAAUCAAACAGUUCAUACGUGUUAACAAUUUCGAUCUUAUACCAAUCAAUCAGAGUGAAAAGGAAGAUAUCAGAGAUUAUCUUCAAAUUUCUUCUCCACAUGUUAGUAAUAUCAACAAUACACAUUUCUACAGGAUACCUUUCUCUCACAUAGCCAGUUUAAUUAAAAAUCGUAAAGUUUUUGUUAUGCAAGGUGAAGCUUUUGUACCUGAACAAGACUUGGCAUUUGUAUUUGCAUCACAUUUUAGGAGAAUUCUCAUAUCAAAUUUCGAAAUUGCGCGUGAAGCUAGAGCUAAUUCGUGCAAUGAUGAAAGGUUUACUGGCAUCUUUGCCAAUUUGGCAAAAAUGAUUCAUACAGAAAAUACCAUUCUGGUACAUGACAAAGAGAUACAACAAUAUGUUUCACUCAACAAAUUGGAUAUGCUUGCAGAAACUUCUUAUCCUCUCUGCAUGAGAGUGCUUCACAAAGCAUUAAGAAAGAAUCAUCAUCUUACACACGGUGGUAGAGUACAAUACUGUUUGUUCCUAAAGGGCAUGGGACUUUCUUUGUCCGACGCGAUGACCCUUUGGAAGGAUGAAUUUACAAAAGUAAUGAAUGAUACUGCAUUCAAAGAGCACAGCUAUACCAGUCAUCGACUGUUGGACCUAGAGAUUAUCACGGAUGUCCUUUUAAACAUAUGCUACACGAUGUACUUGAAAACGAACUUGUUGAUUGCGGUUUUAGCGCGUUGGGUAAGUAUCACAAAAUCUUCAUUUAUAUAAUUAUAAUGUGAAUUCUUUUAUAUGUUAACUAAUUUAUUAAACCAGAGAGAUCAGCGAUAAUAAACUUGUCUGAGGCCGGCCAAUAUUCCGCGGCAUGUAACAAGUGCUACGAAAUUAAACAUGAUUGUUUGAACGAUACCUUAUUUGAACAUCCAAAUAUAUAUUUUAACGAGAGUGUAAAACAACACACUUUAUGAUGAGAUUUAUUUCUAUUUUAUGUGUAUAAAAAAACCAUUUACUAUAUUUUGUACAAAAAUUUAAAAUUACAAUAAAAUUAAAGAUCUAGAUCUGAAAAAAAGAGAAGCAUAUUAAUCAUCAUAUAAAAUGAUGAACAUUGAAGAAGUUAGAACUAUUAGAACCGUUGCAAGUUAUAUUUAAUACUAUUAUAUUUAAUAUUUUCAACAGAAAGUAUAUAAUGUUUUUUUGUACAGAUCCCUGAUUAUGAGUAUAUAUAGGAUGUUUCAGAUUAUUCUGUUUAAAAUUAAGUUUCUUUUAUUAAAAAUCCUAAAAAUGAUAAAUAAAUCGGGUACACUUUAUCGAAUGAUGAUAUUUUUAACUUCUCGUUCGAUCGGAACUGAACUUUAAGAUCUAGUGUUGAAUUUUUAAAAUAUAACAUAAACUUUUUAUUGAUUUAAAUUACAUGCAAAAAAAUAAGUAACUUUUGUCUCAAACAUUUUUCUAGAAAAGUGCUUCCAUAAAAUGACCUUUAAAAUGAUCUUAAAAAUAAAUGUGAUAAAAAAAUAAAUUUAAAUGUACGAUUAAUAUAGGUAUUUAGAAAAACUAUCUGAGACAAGUUUAUUUUUUUACGUGUAAUUCGAAUCUGUAAUAAAAAGUAAAAUGUCUCUUAAUUUUAAAAAGGAUGGUUUGGGAACACUGCAUAUGUGUGUGUAUACACACAUAUAUAUAUAAAAUUUAUUUAAAACUAAUAAGAUGUAAAAUAUUUCCAAAAUGUUUUUCAAGUCUGAUAAGCAAUUAAAACUAGUUAAUUUCAUUUUGCUAAUAACGAGUUAACAAGUUUUUAGCGACUUUUCAAUUUCAAAUCAUAUUAUUUUUAUUUUAAUUACCAUAAUAAAUGAAUAAUAAGUUUUAGUAUUUCUUAACACUGAAAAAGAUAAUUAUUUUCAAUAUCAAAAUUAAUUUAAUUAUAGUACUUUAGUUAACUUUAAUAAUUUAUAUUAAAAUAGUUCACAUGUUUAAAUUUAUAAAGUAUAACGUAAUGUAUUGGUAUAUAAAAACACGUGCGUUAGUAUUGAGGUACAUCUUCAUGUAAUAUUUUUGUUUGGUUGAGAUGUAUUUUAAUUUGAAUAAAAUAUUUCUUUUGACAAUUAUAUGAUUGUGAAUUUAAGAACGCGAUUCAAUGAUAAAUAUAACGUAAUUUUUUCUUUCCUUUUCAACAAAAUAAUAGGCUUGACACAAUAACAAAAAACAUCACAUCAAAAAAUAUUGCCACGAUACAACACAGUAUAAUUUACUAUGUUCCAUGAUUUUUAUUCUGUAGUCAUUGCUGUGGCGAUACGUAAGUACCGAAUGAUAUAUGUAUGUACAUUUAAGUGUUAGAAGUAACGAGCAAUAUUUAUGUACAAGUACACCGAAUUAUAAACACUUAAUACUCGCCAUACCUUACAUAUUAUUACCUUAGUCAAUUCGUAACGUUGUACCGUUGUCUCAUUAAAUGCUAUUUAAAGCAAGACUACAUGAUUGAAGAGUAUGGGGAAUUUUUGGCACAGUUUGUUAUCUUAAUAAAAACAAAACGAGUCUGUGUUAAACAAAUCCUAAAUGUAACUUAUCAAGAGAUACGGAAGAAAUGCUU
Solenopsis invicta (red fire ant) is the source of this 3227-nucleotide messenger RNA. RefSeq names its product DNA primase large subunit. The record is from RefSeq and is a predicted model, not a curated record. Lineage: Eukaryota; Metazoa; Arthropoda; Insecta; Hymenoptera; Formicidae. Gene Ontology annotation, cellular component: alpha DNA polymerase:primase complex. Bases 209 to 1417 code for a protein of 402 amino acids. Gene Ontology annotation, biological process: DNA replication, synthesis of primer. The transcript is spliced from 6 exons.